Molecule: messenger RNA, 1317 nt
Organism: Alternaria atra
Lineage: Eukaryota; Fungi; Ascomycota; Dothideomycetes; Pleosporales; Pleosporaceae
Exons: 3
Coding region: 1-1317 (438 amino acids)
Biological process (GO): L-histidine biosynthetic process
Molecular function (GO): L-histidinol-phosphate:2-oxoglutarate transaminase activity; pyridoxal phosphate binding
Source: RefSeq, a predicted model, not a curated record
AUGGUCGCCAAAAACACGGCAUUUGAUCUGCAGAAAUGCGCGCGAUCUAACAUCCUCGCAUUGGAGCCCUACCGAUGCGCGCGCGACGACUACAAAGAUGACGGCACCAACAUCCUCCUCGACGCGAAUGAGAACGCAUACGGACCGGGACUGGCGUUAAAUGGCGAUGGCAAGCUGCCUGGCGCGAACGUCAAUGGCACCUCAGACUCAUCUUCAGCAAUUGACGUCGAUUUGCUUGGCCUGAACCGAUACCCAGAUCCCCAUCAAGAAGAACUCAAGCAACUGCUCUGCAACCUCCGAAAUACCCACACCCAUACCUCAAAGGACAUUACACCUGCCAACCUCUUCGUUGGUGUAGGCUCCGACGAAGCAAUCGAUGCCCUUAUUCGCGCCUUCUGCGUCCCCGGCAAGGAGAAGAUUCUGACAUGUCCGCCCACAUACGGCAUGUAUAGCGUAUCUGCGCAAGUCAACGACGUGUCGCUGGCCAAGAUUCCCCUACAAACACCAAGCUUCGAUCUUGAUGUACCCGCAAUAUUAAAGGCCAUGGAUGAGGACAAGAGCAUCAAGUUGGCAUAUCUGUGUUCACCAGGUAAUCCGACCGGAAAGCUACUAAAGAAAGAGGAUGUACAAAAGAUAUUAGAACACCAGUGGAAUGGUGUCGUAGUGGUGGACGAAGCUUACAUUGACUUUUCGCCCGAUGGAACAAGUCUGGCAGAGUGGGUCGCCGAGUGGCCCAACCUGGUAGUCAUGCAGACACUGUCGAAAGCCUUCGGCCUUGCAGGCAUCCGGUUAGGUGCUGCGUUCGCAGACCCGGCGAUCGCACAGAUCCUCAACAACAUGAAGGCACCGUACAAUAUCCCCAACCCGACGAGUCAGCUCGCACGCGCAGCUCUGAGCCCGAAGCACUUGCAAGUCAUGCAAAGCAACAAGGAUCUCAUCGUCAAGCAGCGAAAUAGGCUGAUAGAGGAACUACCCAAGAUCCCUGGCAUCGGCAACCUCCACGGCGGUGUCGAGUCAAACUUUUUACUCUACCAGAUCCUCGAUGCGCCGGCGGACCAAGGUGGUAAGCCAUCAAAUGAGACGGCUUUGGCGGUGUACGAGGGUCUGGCGGAAGAGAAGGGCGUCGUAGUAAGGUUCAGAGGAAAGGAGCAUGGAUGUCUGGGCUGCUUGAGAAUAACGGUGGGUACGGAGAAGGAGGUGGAUCGAUUCCUACAGGAGAUUAAGCAAGUACUCGAGAGUAUCCAUCAGAGUUCGGGCAAGCUAGGGAAGAAAGAGGAGCAGCGGAGAGAAAAGGAGGCCAAUGAUGUGGUUGCAUAA